Verruconis gallopava is the source of this 1756-nucleotide messenger RNA. RefSeq lists its product as uncharacterized. The record is from RefSeq and is a predicted model, not a curated record. Gene Ontology annotation, cellular component: NatA complex. Gene Ontology annotation, molecular function: acyltransferase activity, transferring groups other than amino-acyl groups. The coding region runs from base 106 to 888 and encodes 260 amino acids. Gene Ontology annotation, biological process: mitotic sister chromatid cohesion. The transcript has 2 exons. NCBI's taxonomy places the organism in Eukaryota, Fungi, Ascomycota, Dothideomycetes, Venturiales, Sympoventuriaceae.
CCCGCCGCAUCUUCACAGUCAAAGACAGCGCCCAUCAGAAUGUUACAAUAGCAAUGUUGGGCACUAAGAGCUUAAGUAUCUAAUUUUACCGAAUAGUAGAAUGCGAUGGUACAGACUACUUUGGCUGGCUGGCUGAACAUGUCCCAGCCACAGUCCGAGAAACACAAUGGUAUCUCGCAAUCAAGCGCUGCUACUGCCAACGAGCCUAUGAAACCCAAAGCCUCCGCAGAGAAGAACAUUAUGACAGAGAAGGAAGACUAUUGUGCGAAAGAAACUACAACGAAUGCAACUGGGGUCACCUACACUUCUCUCCAGAAUCGUCCCGUCGACUCGACGAUUGAGCUUCCUCCAAAUGUUGACCUGGUACGCAUAACGGUCGACACGCUCCCUUCCUUCCGGCGUAUGACAAGCUUGUUGCUUCCGGUUCCAUAUCCUGACAAAUUCUAUAACGAUAUCCUGACUGAUGAGGUCGCAUCUCGUAUAUCCAUGGUGGCAAUCUGGACUGACGCCACAACUCAGGCGUCAAGAGUUGUGGCCGGUGUACGCUGUAGACUGAUCUCCCACCCAGCACAAACAGAUCCAAAUCCAAGCCUCUACAUAUCCACUUUGACCACCCUAGCACCGUUUAGGGGAAUGAAGCUCGCGAGGGCACUGCUUAGGCAAGUUACUGCACGUGCUAUUCAUGAGUAUGGCGUGGGAACUGUUACAGCACACGUGUGGGAAACAAACGAACAAGCAAGAAAAUGGUAUGAAAAGGUCGGGUUUAAAGAGUUGAGCUACAACCCCGAAUACUAUCGCAAGUUAAAGCCGGGGGGUGCGUAUUUACUUGAGAGGAAGGUUGGACCAGGGGAUUUACUAGAUCUACACAGUGUGGAGAAUGAGGCGUGAGAGGGAACCGAAGGAGACGCGCUCAUGAAUACGAAGGACAAAUGCAUGGAACUGAAUGUUACUCGAAUGAUAUGUUCAGUCCAUCUGCGACAAGACCGUGAUCAUUAACGCUUCGAUGCCCUUGGCCAGCUACUUUAUGGCGACAGUACUUCCAAGCUUCGUCAAUAAUGCUAGGAGCAUUUAUCGAUGCCUUCAAAGUCCUAAUUCUCGCUAAAAGGCCGCUGCUUUCCAAGACUUCGCAUCGACUUGUACACUGUUAUCUUAGCACCCCUUGCAUAAUCAAAGAUUCAUCUGCGACUUUGUUCUUUGUAAGGAUACAAUCAAAUAAGAGCUUGGGCGGACACAUACGUGGAGUACUAUAUGUGGUUCAGGCACUGAACUACAAUGAAGCGGCUCCUGGACAAAGCAUAAGUUAAUAGGAAGACUUGCACGAUCAAGAGAAGAAGUGUUUUAGAUUUUGUUGGUGAGUUUGGAUAGGUAGAAUGAGCAAAACUAUCAUCAUAGAGCGAGAUUCUCUGGGAAAGCUUACAUGGCUCUCAGAGGUUCGAGUCUGCCCUACGAAUAUUGACUUAUCAUAGAUUUGAGACCUAACCUAGUCUUAACAUGCCGGGCCGCUCAAGUCGUAGUCAUAUCCACAAGGAGCCUGAAGAUUUUGACACUAAUCCGAAAGAUGAAACUAAGAGGGCAAGAUCAGUAGCCGAUUAUAUGGAUGACUUGGAGAAAGCAAGCAAAGUCGGUCAUGAAAGAAGCCCAAUCAAUUGAGGAUGUGUCUAAUUUGAAGGACGCUACACUCGGAAGAGACCAAAUCCGAGACUUUAUCUCUAAAUAAAUCGCAAUUAGAAAGAAUGAUACCCUGCUUUUGUUUCUG